Solanum stenotomum is the source of this 501-nucleotide messenger RNA. RefSeq lists its product as uncharacterized. Lineage: Eukaryota; Viridiplantae; Streptophyta; Magnoliopsida; Solanales; Solanaceae. The record is from RefSeq and is a predicted model, not a curated record. The transcript has a single exon. Bases 1 to 501 code for a protein of 166 amino acids.
AUGCGAAGAUUCUUAGCUACUAAAGAGCUUGAUGCCACCAUUACUCAGGGAAAUGAAGCAAUAAGCAAAGCUAAGGCGAAGGCUAUAAUUUUCCUUCGUCAUCAUCUUGAUGGGAGCAUGAAGAUUGAAUAUCUGACAGUAAAAGACUCACUUGAAUUGUGGACUGAUUUAAAUGGGAGCUAUGACCAUCCAAAGGCCACAGUAUUGCCAAGAGCUCGUUAUGAGUGGAUUCACUUACGGUUUCAAGAUUUUAAGACUGUAAUUGAAUUUAACUAUGUCAUAUUCAGAAUAACCUCCCAAAUGAAAUUAUGUGGGGAGACUAUAAAAGAUGAGGACAUGUUGAAAAAUACACUUACUACUUUCCAUGCCUCAAAUGUGAUAUUGCAGCAACAAUAUCGUGAAAAGGGUUUUCAGAAAUACUUUGAACUGAUCGCAUGCCUUCUGGCGCCUAAGCAACAUAAUGCCCUUUUAAUGAAAAAUCAUGAAGCUCAUCCCACUUGA